AUGGCUUAUGAAGAUGACGAUGAGACACUUUUGAAUGAAGAGGAGUGGAAUUUAAGAGCAUGCAGUGCAAAAUUUAUUGGUAUUCUCGCUAAUGUAUUUGGAGAUGAAAUUCUUCUAACACUCAUGCCUCUUAUUGAGGCAAAACUAUCAAAAUUCGAUGAUGAGACUUGGAAAGAGAGGGAAGCUGCAGUGUUUGCUUUUGGAGCCAUUGCUGAAGGAUGCAAUAGUUUUUUUUACCCUCAUUUGAUUGUAGCAAUCCUUCGUCGUCUUUUAGAUGAUCAAUCUCCUCUCGUACGAAGGAUAACGUGUUGGACACUUUAUCAAUUUGGCACAUAUGUUUUUGAGGAAAGUAAUUUGGAGAAUAGUAAACUCUUUACAAAAGUUCUUCAUGGUUUUCGUUUCAAACUUUUGGAUUCGAACAUCUGGGUCCAGGAAGCUGCAUGUUUGGCUUUGACAACUUUUGAAGAGGAUGCUGGUGACAAAUUAGUACCACACCUGGAAAAAAUAUUACAACAGCUAAUGCGCGCUUUUGGAAAGUAUCAGAAGAGGAACUUAAAAGUUCUUCUUGAUGCUAUUAGAGCACUAGCAGAUUCAGUUGGAAUCAAUCUGAACAAGCGUGCUUAUAUUAAGAUUUUGAUUCCCCCACUGGUUUCAACGUUGGAACAAAUUUCCAAUUCAGAUAAAGAUGUAAUUCCAUUGCUGAAGUGCUUCACAUCCAUUUCUAAGGCUUUAGAAGUAGGAUUCGCUCCAUUUUCUUGGUAUGUUUUCGAGAGGUGCAUGGAUAUCCUUCAACUACAACAGCUAGCUAAGGUUGAUCAUGAUUUUGCCGGGGUUCAAUACGACCAAAAUAUCGUCGUUUGUUCUCUUGAAUUUUUUUCUGGACUUUCUAAAGGGCUUGUCAGUGGGAUAGAGUCUCUGGUUUCACAAAGUAAUCUAAGGGAUAUGCUUCUUAAGUGUUUCAUGGAUGAAACUCCAGAUGUUAGAGAAAGUGCUUUUGCCCUUAUUUGUCAUCUUACAAAAGUACUCCCGGAUUAUCUAGAACCCCGCCUGCUUGAGUUCCUCGAAAUCGCCAGCCAACAACUGAGUGCAAAUUUUAGCGGAGAAAACCUUUCUGCUGCGAAUAAUGCUUGUAAAGCAAUAGGAGAAUUAGCGGUCAAGUAUCCUCAAGAAGUCUCACCAAUUGUGACCAAUGUUGUCUAUUCAUUAGGCAUGAUUAUUCAACUCGGAGAGACACUAGAGUUGAAGAGUUUAACUACACUAGUUGAAUACAAUGCAAUUGAACUAGCUAUGAACAGUGCAAUUACCGUUGGGAUACUAGCACGGAUUCGUCCAGACCUCAGUGCACGAUCCAUUGAGAACUUCAUGAAGCCUUGGUGCAUGAGAUUGGCAACGUUAGAUGAUGACAGUACAAAAGAAAAUGCAUUUCAAGGGUUAUGUGAAAUGGUUAAGGUGAAUCCAUCAAGAUAUGUCAGCUCCGUUGCUUUCAUAUGCUUAGCGAUCGCAAGCUGGAAAGAUAUGGAAAACAAGGUCAUCCAAAGCGAAUUCUCCAAAGUGCUGAUAGGCUAUAAAAACAUGCUUGGAAAAAACUCAUGGGAAGAAUGUCUCUCUGUUUUGGAUCCUCUUGCUAAGGAAAGGCUUGCUGCGAGGUAUCAAGUGUGA
Messenger RNA from Arabidopsis thaliana (thale cress), 1659 nucleotides. Its product is annotated as ARM repeat superfamily protein. The transcript is spliced from 19 exons. The record is from RefSeq and is marked reviewed. The coding region runs from base 1 to 1659 and encodes 552 amino acids. Gene Ontology annotation, cellular component: cytoplasm. Gene Ontology annotation, biological process: protein import into nucleus. NCBI's taxonomy places the organism in Eukaryota, Viridiplantae, Streptophyta, Magnoliopsida, Brassicales, Brassicaceae.